CCGGGCCCAGCCAAGUGAAGCGGUGCGGGCGGCGGUGCGGGGUGAGGCGGCCGAGGCGGCGCGGCGGGAUGUGCGGGCGCACGUCCUGCCACCUGCCCCGGGACGCGCUCACCCGGGCCUGCGCCUACCGGGACCGGCGGGGCCAGCACCGGCUCCCCGAGUGGAGGGACCCCGACAAGUACCGGCCCUCCUACAACAAGAGCCCGCAGUCCGACGGCCCCGUGCUGCUGUCCCGCCUCCACUUCGAGAAGGGUGCAGACUCAUCUGAGCGUGUCAUUGCUCCUAUGCGAUGGGGCUUGGUCCCAUCUUGGUUCAAAGAAGAUGAUCCUUCCAAACUGCAGUUCAACACGAGCAACUGCCGUAGUGAUACCAUGAUGGAGAAACUGUCCUUCAAGGUGCCUCUGGGGAAGGGGAGACGCUGUGUUGUUCUGGCAGAUGGAUUCUACGAGUGGCAGCGAAGUCAGUACACGAGCCACAGGCAGCCAUACUUCAUCUACUUCCCCCAAAUCAAAACAGAAGAGUCUGGCAGUAUUGAUGCUGCAGAUAGUCCUGAGGACAGGGAGAAAGUUUGGGACAACUGGAGGCUACUAACAAUGGCUGGGAUCUUUGACUGCUGGAAGCCACCACAGGGAGGAGACUGCCUGUAUUCCUACACCAUCAUCACAGUGGACUCCUGCAAAGGCUUGAAUGACAUCCACCAUAGGAUGCCUGCCAUAUUAGAUGGAGAGGAGGCAGUCUCUAAAUGGCUUGAUUUUGGUGAGGUCUCCACUCAGGAAGCUUUGAAGCUAAUCCACCCCACAGACAACAUCGCCUUCCACCCGGUCUCUCCCGUGGUGAACAACUCCCGAAACAACACGCCUGAGUGUGUGGCUGCUGUUGACUUACAGGCCAAAAAGGAGCUCAAGGCAAGCGGCAGCAGCCAGAUGUUGCAGUGGCUGGCCACAAAGUCACCCAAAAAGGAAAACCCCAAAACACCCCAAAAGGCAGUGCCAGAUGUGCCCCAGUGGUCCAGCCAGUUCCUGCAGAAGAGCCCACUCCCUACCAAGAGAGGAGCAGCUGGGCUCAUGGAGCGAUGGCUGAAACAGGAGAAGGAGGAAGAGCCAGCGGCCAAGCGGCCUCACAGCCAGUAAUGCAGGACUUUGAGAGACCAGGGUCAUGGUUGCUGCACUAAAUGCUGUUGAUGAUAACAGGUUCUUUCACUGUGUGUCUAUGGCUUUGCUUUGGGAGGAGGUAGCACCGUGUUAGUUCACAGCUGUGGGUUCAUGGGGGAGUGGCUAGCCUGGCUGGGACGGAGAACACACAGAGGGGAUUUGGGCAGCCGGGAGGGCCCACCCCACCCCCAUCAGCUCACAGGGGUCCAUCAUGCCGGCAGCCCUAUUGGUGAGACUGACAGAGCCUCCCUCAAAGCCUGAUCCUACUGGCAGUUCUCAGCUCCUGGUCUGGUGCUGCUGAACCUUUGGGCUCUGUCAGUCUUUUGGAAUUAAGUUCUUAACACGUAUUUUUUUUUCUGAAUAAAUUAUAUUUUACAAACUGUUUAUAUUUCAAAAAAUGCUGCUAUUGGUGGGGGUACUCUGGGACUUAUUUUGGGCUUUCUGUGGACAAAACUGCUUUUUUGGAAACAAACAAAAGGUUUGCUGGCGGGGUUCUUUAAUGAGUCUCUUCUCUCAAUCUUGGAAGUUGUCUGAA
This is a messenger RNA of Pipistrellus kuhlii (Kuhl's pipistrelle), 1686 nucleotides long. RefSeq names its product 5-hydroxymethylcytosine binding, ES cell specific (gene HMCES). The record is from RefSeq and is a predicted model, not a curated record. The coding region runs from base 69 to 1130 and encodes 353 amino acids. Gene Ontology annotation, molecular function: single-stranded DNA binding. The transcript is spliced from 8 exons. Gene Ontology annotation, biological process: DNA damage response. NCBI's taxonomy places the organism in Eukaryota, Metazoa, Chordata, Mammalia, Chiroptera, Vespertilionidae.